AAAAAAAAAAACGGCGGGCGGAAAUAUCGAAGCCUGUUAUGUGCGCAUGCGCAGUACAGGGACGUAAUCUUUUUCAGUCUUCAUUGCGGGUUCAGUUUAGACGGAAGCGUUGCUUUGUUUGAUGUUUUGUUUAAGCGUUUCCCUUUCGCAUUUGUCCUGUAUCGAUAUAUAUAUAUUUGUAUGUACUUCCUUACUUGCUUUGGGUAUGUAUAAUUUGAAAAAGAAAAGGCGGAAAGUAAAACGGCGGGCGGAAAUAUCGCAGUUCGAAGCGUGUUGUGUGCGCAUGCGCAGAAUAGGGACGUAAGCUUUUAAUUUCAGUUUAGACGGAAGCGGUUUCAAUUUUAUUGGGAUUAUUGUAGAUGUUGAGAUCUUUGCGACCUUGAUUUAUCAAAAAAAAAAAACAAGGAUCUGCACUGCAGCUCUCAGAACUACAGCCCCUGCACGGAGUAAACACAAAGUGUGCGUGUGUAAAUUUAUGCACGUGCUGUCUCGUGUGUAAGGUUAUGCACGUGCUGUCUCGUGUGUAAGUUUAUGCACGUGCUGUCUUGUGUUUACGUUUAUGCACGUGCUGUCUCGUGUGUAAGUUUAUGAACGUCUUAUGGACUAAAAGAACUGAACAAAGUGAGUGAAUUAAACCCGUGUGUGCUGUCCUGCUGAUCAUGUGAUGCCGUGAUUGCUUGCUUGCUGCAAAUCACGUGUACCGACGUCAUGGAAACGAGCAUGCAGCAGGACCCCUCCAGCGAGCUGCCUAUGUCGUCAUGUUCCUCCUCAGGCAGCGAAUCAGGAGAGUCCGAUUGUGUUGCGUCAUCCUCAUCGUCCUCUUCUGCAAGUGAAAGCUAUGAUGAAUCAGAGGAUCAUGGAUCUGGAUGGGUUGCAAAAAACAACCAGGUGUGGUUUCCCACCAACGAGGAGACGAUUCCCUUCGUGCAGCCUGACACAAGCGUGAUUCCAGGGCCGACGGGUUACGCCACCUCGAGCGUCACCAACGUGGAAUCUGCGUUCGACCUCUUUUUCACCGAGGAGAUGAUUGACCUCGUUGUCAGAAUGACCAACCUAACGGGCAGCGCACAGUGAAAAACUGGACCGCGGUGGACUCCACGGAUUUCCGUGCCUACAUGGGGCUACUGAUUUUGGCUGGAGUGUACCGGUCCAGGGGGGAGUCCAAGCGCAGUUUGUGGAAUUGUCACAGUGGUCGUCCGAUUUUCAGAGCCACCAUGUCUUUCAAUAGAUUUUGCGAAAUUAACGGAAGCCUGUGUUUUGACGACGAGCUGCAGACACCGGCACGUCUUCGAGACGACAAACUCGCCCCCAUCAGAUCCCUGUGGGACAUGUGGACGCAACGCCUUCCCCUCCUAUUCACCCCCGGGAGAGAUGUCACAGUGGAUGAGCAGCUUGUUUCAUUCAAAGGCAGGUGCAGGUCGGAAAAAGCGUGCGGAUACGGUCUAAAAAUGUGGGUGACCACCGAUGUCGCCACAUCGUAUGCCUGGAAGUGUGACGUUAACAUGGGAAAGACAGAUGAUGCCACAGAGGUGGACCAGGGCAAGCGUAUCAUCCUGGAGAUGACAAAAAAACUCCGGGGCGUCACGGUCACUUGCAACAACUUUUUUACCUCCUACUCACUCGGUCAGAAGCUUCUGAAGAAGAAGAAAACCUUGGUCGGGAUGAUCAGGAAUAAUAAAAACCCAGAGCUGCCACCCAAGCUGCUGCAGGUUAAAGAACGAGCUCCCUUCUCCUCCAUCUUCGCCUUCACAAAGAACACCACGGCAGUGAGUUACGUUCCAAAACGCGGGAAGAACAUGGUCCUCAUCAGUACAAGGCACCGACAAGCGGAGUUGACCGAGGGACUAAGAAAGAAGCCAGAGAUCUUCACCUACUACAACCGCUGUAAAGGCGUCUUCAACACUCUAGCUAAGGUUGUCGGCACCUACAGCUGCAGAACGAGGGCCAAACAUUGGUCGCAAACGUUAUUCAUGAAUAUGAUUGACAUCUCGGCAUCUAACGCGUACGUCAUCUUCAAAGCUGUGCAUCCCUCCUGUAACAAAAAAAAGCGCUAUAGGAGGAGACGUUUCCUGGAAGAGCUGGGAAGUGCUCUGGUCUCUUCUGAAAUGUUGAAGAGAGAGCGCCUCCCUCGCUCACCAUUUGCAGCUGCACUGGUAAAAGAGAUCCGGUCUUCUGCCACUCCAGACAAGGAGACAUCAGAAGACACCAACAGCUCAGGAAUGAAGAGGGGACUUUGCAUAAGGUGCACAAAACAAAGAAAAAAAACUAUUACUACUUGUAUCUGUUGCGGCGAAUACAUUUGCAAAGCCCACCAGGUGAUAUGCUGCGAGUCCUGCUGUAAAAGCUGAACACACGUUUGUAAACAAGCAUUGUUUUUUUUGUUUUUUUAUAAAUCCUUUAUUUUUGUACCA
Silurus meridionalis is the source of this 2411-nucleotide messenger RNA. RefSeq lists its product as uncharacterized. The transcript has 2 exons. The record is from RefSeq and is a predicted model, not a curated record. NCBI's taxonomy places the organism in Eukaryota, Metazoa, Chordata, Actinopteri, Siluriformes, Siluridae. Bases 1116 to 2348 code for a protein of 410 amino acids.